AUGACGAUACCCUACAAGCACCGUGUCAGUACAACAUCCUGUACUUCAUUUUUUCGCUUAAUCUUUCUAUGGCGCGGUAGUGUAUGGAAAGCUGUAUUACGAGGGCUGAUCGUUUGGUUCUUAGUUUUCCAGGCAAUUGCAAUCUUCUACACCUUUGGACUUGGACCAUCUAAACAACGACUUUUUCGAAAAAUAGCUCUGGGAAUGAACAGUAAAAUGUCUUAUAUUCCUCUCGAAUUUAUUCUUGGUUUCUUUGUCAGCUGUGUGGUCAAACGAUGGUCGGAUAUUGUAUGCAGUAUGGGUUACCUUGAUGAUGCCGCAAUUUACGUGGGGAAUGUGAUCUCAGGAAAUGAUGAGCAAAUGACAAUGAUCAGAAGAACUAUUGUUCGUUAUUUGUGCUUAACCCAAGUUUUGGUGUACCGUGAUAUUUGCGAAUGUAUCAGAAAACGGUUUCCAACUUACGACUCACUAAUUAAAGCAGGGUUUUUGCUUCCUGAAGAGAAGAGAAAACUUGAAUCUUAUCCGCAAUUAAAUGAGUACUACUGCUCGGAUGAUGAGGGAAAAUAUUGGGCGCCAAUUCACUGGGCAAUAACCUAUACAAUACGGGCUCGUCAAGAGGGUAAAAUUGCUACAGAUAUGUGGUGUACGAGGAUUACAGAUGAAAUUCGAAAAUUUCAAAAUAAUAUGCAAACUCUGUGCAAUUAUGACUGGGUACAAAUACCACUUCCUUACCCCCAGUUCGUAUUCUUGGCAGUAAAUGUGUAUUUUGGACUCUGCCUAUUCACCCGGCAGUUUACCGAAAUUGAUAGUCGAAAAUUGCCGUACGAUUCACUUCAAGUGCCGUUCCCAGUGAUCACGAUCUUACAAUACACAUUUUACGUUGGAUGGAUGAAAGUUGCCGGCGGUCUUAUGAAUCCAUUUGCAGAACGUGAGGAUGAAUUAGAAAGCAACUUUUUAAUUGAUAAAAAUUUUGCAACAACGCUCUUUAUUGUUGACAAUGCACGAGAUGACUUGCCGGAAAUUAAGAAAGAUCUAUACUGGGAAUGCAACCUUCAUUAUUCACAGCUAAAUCCUCUUCCAGACACUGAUCGUCCAUUGAUUGGCUCAGCCGCUUAUAGGUUACCGUUCACUUAUCAAAAGUUAUUUACUUGUUGCAUUAUCUAUAAGCUAAGAAACUCUUUUGCUCUUUACCAAUGA
Messenger RNA from Enterobius vermicularis (human pinworm), 1197 nucleotides. NCBI's taxonomy places the organism in Eukaryota, Metazoa, Nematoda, Chromadorea, Rhabditida, Oxyuridae. The record is from the annotation of a GenBank genome assembly.